This is a messenger RNA of Prunus mume (Japanese apricot), 1429 nucleotides long. The record is from RefSeq and is a predicted model, not a curated record. Lineage: Eukaryota; Viridiplantae; Streptophyta; Magnoliopsida; Rosales; Rosaceae.
GAAAAACAGUAGGCCUUCCCGCAUCUGAUUACUUGUUUCCACGCCGUUCCCCUUUCUCUCUCUCUCUCUCUGUCAAUCGAUUCGCCUACCUCCUCUCUGAGUAUUCAGCCGCGCACGACCUCAUAUCCGCCGUCGCCUCCACCGACGCCCUCUCUGAGCCGUCACCCAUUCACGAACCCUCUCUCCCAGUCUCUGAUUCAUAGAUAUUAGAGAUGGAUGCUAAAGCCAGGAACAAGGCAUUGUUUCGUGCUAGAUUGAAUGCCCAGAAGAAGGAAAAGCGAAUAGACUCUCCUCUUGUACGGUAUAAUGAAUCUGACCAGCCCGUAUGCAGGGUUUGUGACAUCGCUCUGAAAUCUGAAUUUCAGUGGGAAGCACAUCAAGCAUCUCGUAAACAUCAUGAGGCAAUAAAUAAUCUCAAAGCUACAGCAGCUGGACUAAACCGAGUCAACAACGCAAAAACUGAAGUCCGUCCAGAAUUGUCGAAACCUGAGCCUGAACAUCUUCCGGAGUUGCAUAUCCCAAGACCUGAACGCUCUACAGAAUUGCCUAGACCUCAAACGUCAUCUGGGCUUCCUCCAGAUUUUUUUGACAACAAUGAGGCACAAAAACGAAAUACUGGAACGGACUCUAUCACAGUGGCGGAGACUGAUUCAUACAAAAAGAUUGAGACGAGAAAAACUGAGCCUGCCAGGGACCUUACACAGACAUCAUCAAAGAUUGCCAGUUCAGAAGCUAAGCAAAUAAAGGGAGCUCUUCCUGAGGGCUUCUUUGAUAACAAGGAAGCUGAUUUAUCCGCACGGGGAAUAAAGCUUGUUAAGCCAGAUGUCAAAGAUGAGUACAAAGAAUUUGAAAAGUUGAUCCAAGAGGACUUGAAGGAGGUCGAUAAUAGGUUGGAAGAAGAAGAGAUUGAUGCCGCUGAGAUGAUAGAAGAGGCUGAAUCAGUAGAGCAAAGGACAUAUCGGGAGAAAGUAGAAUUGUUAAGAAAGAAGAAAAUGGAGUUGAAGGCUGCGAGUGCUUCCAAGCGCAGAAGAGUUUCGGAGAUUGUCAAAAAGGAGCCCAGUCAUGAUGAGUCAUCAAGUGAUAGUGACAGUGAUGAGAAUUUUGCAGUGGAUUGGAGAGCUCAACAUCUUUGAAUGCACUUGGUCUCCUGUAGGAUCUGUUCUUGACAUGUUCAAAACCAGACAAUGUAAUGUGCCAGUGACUGGCUUUGGAACCUGUAGGUUCUUUGGUGCUAAAAUUGGAAGCUUUGCUGAGGCUAUGUGCAAUUGGGAGUUUGUGAAGGUGAAAGUAAACAUGUAUACCGAACUCAUUUGGGCAUCCCCACGAUAUUGCAUGCACUUAAAAGAAGUGAAAAAAAAAAAAAACCACAUUUUCCCGUCGACAUACUUAUUUACAGCUUCAAUUCAAUCCAUUCAUUCUCCAUGCUUAA